CUUUGCAAAGAAACUCUUAAAACUCCCUUGUUCUAUCUAGAAAGCUUAUUCUCUCUUGCUAGAAAUCGAUUUUCUCUGUCAUUGCUGAGUCUCAAAUCCAUUUUGUUUCAUCACUUAGCUCAAUUCCAAAGUACCAUGGCAAAAGAAAAUCCAGAGUUGCAAGCAAAAUUACCAAGGAAAGCCAAUGGAAAGGCGAUUGCCUCUAGCUCACAAAGCAAGGAGAAAGCUGUUGGUUCUGGGUCUAAGAGCAAGGGAAAUGCUAAUCUAUUCAAGUUCAAGGGCACCUGGAAAACAGAAAAGGGUUGAAAGGAGUCCAAGUGAGGAUUUGAGUGAAAAAGAGCUCAAUGUUGCUUCACCAGCUGCGGUGCCACAAAAGAAGAAGAAUUUGGAGAAGAAACCCAAAGCAAUUCCAACUUACUCAGAUUAUCUCAAGAAGCUCCAAGCUGUGACACUUGAAGAGACUUGGUUCCCAAACCUUGAUUUUCUAAGAAAGCUUGGGAUUUUUGAAGAAGUGAGGGCAGUGCUUCACACCAUUGGUCUUAGGAAUCUGAUGGAGAUGCCCCAUCCCUCUUACAAGGAGAUUACUUGCCAAUUCCUUGCAUUGUUAAUAGCAGAAUUUCACAAUGGAAAUGGAUCAGCUGAACUUGAAGAUGGUUUUGGAUCCAUUGAAUUCAAAAUUGGCAAGGAAAGAUAUGAGAUGACUUUUAAGGAGAUAAGCGAUUGCUUUGGGUUCCAAGUUAAUGGAAAAACUUCUUAAAGGAGGCUGAGAUACUUUGGGUCUGAUAUGCAGCAGUUAUUGUGGGCUAUAUGGAAUGGUCACUAUUUAGGUGGUGUAAGCUAGGCCGCUUGCAUUAGAAGCCCAAUACUGAGGAUGGUCCAUAAGAUUGUGGCUCAAAUAGUCUAUGUAAAGAAGAAGUUUUCAAGAGUUUAUGAUGAGGAGUUAAUGCUCAUUGGUGAAGAUAUAAAGCGCCUGAUGCCAGUGUUCAAUAGUGGAAUGCCUUUACAAG
Eutrema salsugineum is the source of this 1007-nucleotide messenger RNA. RefSeq lists its product as uncharacterized. NCBI's taxonomy places the organism in Eukaryota, Viridiplantae, Streptophyta, Magnoliopsida, Brassicales, Brassicaceae. The transcript is spliced from 2 exons. The record is from RefSeq and is a predicted model, not a curated record. Bases 185 to 757 code for a protein of 190 amino acids.